AUGGCAUCCGGCGAGGGACCCGACGCGUGGCUUGGGCUCCUGAAAUGGACCCUGAGCCACCAAGAUGGAACAGAACCUUCAGACGCUCGCCCCAUGGGAGAUGAGGACCGGGCCUGGCUGGAGAAGGUCGUGAGCGAGGGCAUCCGCGACGACUUCAAGACCAUGACGGACAUCUACUCCCGCCUCUGCGUCUACCUCGACCGGGCUGCCUCCAACCCGGCUCCUGCUCUUCCCUCUUGCCCUCACCGACUAGCCGGCGGUGAAGACCCCACCGCAGAAGGAGAAGGAAGCACCGCCGUCAGCGGAGCAGGCGGCGCAAUGACGACAGCCGGGACUGUCGGCAUUGGAUCAGGGGCCCCGAGUGACUUCGUUCCACCACAGCCGCCGCCACCGGACACGGAUGCCUCCGCUUCUGCGACGGGAGCCGUGCCUGCGACGGCCGCUGGCGGGGAGGGGGCUCUGUCGACCUUUACAGUCGCCGCCCCUUCAUUCACCUCUCCGCCCGUGGGCCAGACGGCGGCCGCAGCGGCGGCGGCGGGAGGGGCAACGAGCGGCGGGGUCGGGGAAGGGGGCUGCACCGCGGAGGAGCUCAAGGCGCUGGAAGCGGGCGUUCUGGACGAUCUAGAGGUGGUGAUCGACCAGAAUCGUGGUCACCCGGCGCGUGUUGAUUGGAUACUUCGUCUGAGGAACACAUUCUCGAGAGCGAAUGCGUUCCCCACAGCGCCGGUUGUGCAGGAGCUCCAAGACGUUGUGGAGCAAAUUGAUAUGGCCGCAACUUUCGCCAAGAUCGGCGGGUUCGGGAGACUCCUUGCCCUUGUGACCCCCUCACGCAGGCCCGAAAAGCUGCGUCUUCGGGCGGCAUCCUUGAUCGCAACCCUGACCAAGAACAAUCCACCUGCCCAGGCGGCCUUUUCGUCGUCCAGAGGGCAUAAAGCACUCAUCGAAGUUGUGGCAGCGCAGGUGGCGGCAGCAGCAGCCACCUCACCGAACAACACCGCCUCCCCUGAAACACCCGGGGAUGCAAGCGACGCGUCCCCGCCUUCGGCGCCGUCGCUGUCGCUGCCGCUGCAACGAGCGAUCUUGCACGCCCUGAGCUCCUCCGUCAUGGGCCUCGCGCCGGUGGAGGAUGCCCUGUGCCUGGAGCCGGGCUUCCGGGAGUUCCUAGCGCAGGCGCUGUCGCAGGCCGGGGAGGGGACCGGGGGUGCCACGGGGACGGCAGGGGAGAGCAGCAAGCUUCGGAGCAAGGCUGCAUUCGUUUUGAAGGCUCUCAUCAGCUCGCCGGAGGCAGAACGUGCUCGCGCGGAGGCCCUUUGGCCGGCGGUGUUGGGCUUGGUGGCUGGGCUGGAGGCGCUGGCUGCCGGGGACGAAGAGGACCCCGCCGCGGCUCUCGAGACGUGCAUCGAGGCCCUCCUCGCGGCGUCUAGGAGCCCGGACGGAGACAGACUUGUGAGGGACCUCGGAUCGCGGGUCUCGAGAGUCGCAGCAACGCGAAGACAGGUGCUGGUGGAGACGCGCCAGGCGGCGGCGGCGGCGAGUGGGGGGCAAGAGGAUGAUGCUGACAGCGAGGAGUACGAGCUCGGACUCUGGUCGGAGUGGGACGCUCUCACCGGGCCGGCCCAAUAGUGUCUUCUGCUGAGCCCGGCCUUCCUUCUUUUUCUGCCUGCGUGGGAGGUUGGCUGAUCUGCAGCUCGGCUGUUGCCUGCUGAAACGACGGGAACCUGCCAGCACUACUACCCCGGGCCUUAAAAAAAAAUGGCACAGAGAUCGCGUCGCCACAUGAAGGAGGACGCUAUCUGCUGGGCGCCCCAUGACAAAUCCUCUUGAGUAUAAUUCCGUUUCCAGGACGAUUUUGUUUUCCCGUCUACUGGUCGGGGAGAACGCUUCUGUUUGGCGGGUGGAAACCGUGCCGGGGGCGGGGGGGCUUCUUUCUUGUCAUGCUUGCCAGGAGUUGCGGGAUUGUGGGGUGGGAUGGCGAAAGAAUGGGUGAGGGUGCUGUAGUCGUAGGAUAGGCUUCGACGUUGGAUGAGGUCAAAAACGGGCCUUCGAGAGUGUGACGUGAUAAGCACAUGCGAUCUUAUUUCUCUUGCCCACACGGACGACUGAAGGGACAAGCAUCCCUUUUGCGCGCAUAGGAUCAAGGGCUAUCUAUUUUACUCUACGGAGAUGCCUGGAAUAAGUAAGAGCAACCUGUUGGUUUGAUUUGGGGGUGGAGCCCCUCAAAACAAGCGACAUAGGGGUUGAUUUGUCGCUUGGAACCGUGGCACUGACAAGGUUCCGACUGUUGUAAAUACGACGUAAAAUAGAGGGUAAGCGACAAAAUGUGGCAACGCUCUGUGUAGAUUGUCAUGCAAGAUGGGUGGUGGCAUGAGCGUGGGAGCCACAGAGGCUGUCCGAAUGAGUGUCCCAAACGCGUUCCCAACGACACGAGAGGGGUGAAGACGAAUGUGGUCGAGGUUGCUUCUCCCCCUAGACGGUACAUUCACCAGGAAACGAUCAUAAUUGAAUUG
This is a messenger RNA of Ectocarpus siliculosus, 2507 nucleotides long. The record is from the annotation of a GenBank genome assembly. NCBI's taxonomy places the organism in Eukaryota, Phaeophyceae, Ectocarpales, Ectocarpaceae.